AUGGCUGUUACUGUUAUUGUCGUUAUUGCCAUUGUAAUUGCAGUUGUUGUUGUUGUUGUUGUUGUUGUUGUUGUUGUUGUUGUUGUUGCUACGGCCGAUAUCGUCGUUAUG
Messenger RNA from Gongylonema pulchrum, 111 nucleotides. NCBI's taxonomy places the organism in Eukaryota, Metazoa, Nematoda, Chromadorea, Rhabditida, Gongylonematidae. The record is from the annotation of a GenBank genome assembly.